AUGAGCAGGGGGGCCUCUGGGAGCACCCACACAGUAAGGUUCUUGGCUUUGGCUGGCACAGGGGUGCACGGGGGCUGGCAGCAUCAAAUGACCAGGUGGAUGUGCUCCCAUGAGUGCUCCUUCCAACCUGCCCAGUUCCUACUGCUGGUGGGGGUCCCGGUGGCGAGUGCCCUCCUUCUGGUCCAGUGCCUCCGAUGGCACUGUCCUCGCUGGCUGCUGGGGGCCUUUUGGAAGCUGGAUAACCAAGAGGAUCCAGUGUCCCAUCCCACUCCUCUACCAGAAAAUGAGUCCCCAAGGCAGUGCCCGCCAGCCACACUGCCGGAAAUGGCUGCCUUCUACCAGGAACUGCAUACACCCACUCAAGGCCAGACCGUCAUCCGUCAGCUGAUGCACAAGCUGUUGGUGUUUUCGGCUCGAGAGGUGGAUCACCGCGGUGGCUGCCUGAUGCUCCGGGAUAUGGGCAUCUCUCUGCUCAUCCCGCCAGGUGCUGUGGCUGUGGGCCGCCAGGAGCGGGUAUCGCUGAUCCUGGUGUGGGACUUGUUGGAUGCCCCGUCGUUGUCCCGAGCCCAGGGGCUGGUGAGCCCUGUGGUAGCAUGUGGCCCCCACGGGGCCUCCUUCCUGCAGCCUUGCACCCUCACGUUCAAGCACUGUGCCCAGCAGCCCCGCCAUGCACGCACUUACAGCAGCAACACGACCCUGCUCGAUGCCAAGGUCUGGAGGCCCCUAGGGCAGCCAGGGGCCCACACGUCCAGGGACGAGUGUCGCAUCCGCCUCUCUCACUUCAGCCUCUACACCUGUGUGCUGGAGGCGCCUGCGGGCCGGGAAGCCCGCAAAUGGCUGCAGCUGGCUGUGUUCUGCUCGCCGUUGGUGCCAGGACAGUCCCACCUGCAGCUGCGCAUCUACUUUCUCAACAACACGCCCUGCGCCCUGCAGUGGGCCAUGGCCAACGAGCAGCCCCACGGUGGGCGCCUGCGUGGGCCCUGCCAGCUCUUCGACUUCACGGGGGCCCGAGGGGACCAGUGCCUGAAGCUCAAGUACAUCUCUGAGGGUUGGGAGAACGUGGAUGAGAGCAGUUGCCAGCUGGUUCCCCAUCUCCACAUCUGGCAUGGAAAGUGCCCCUUCCGUUCCUUCUGCUUCCGGAGGAAAGCAGCCAAUGAGAAUGAGGACUGCUCAGCGCUUACCAAUGAGAUCAUUGUCACCAUGCAUACCUUCCAGGACGGCAUGGAGACCAAGUACAUGGAAAUCCUCAGAUUCCAGGCAUCAGAGGAAGAAUCCUGGGCGGUGCCACCCCCUGCCUCUCAGCCACCCCCAUGCAACAGGCUGCCUCCAGAGCUCUUUGAGCAGCUGCAAAUGUUGUUGGAGCCAAACAGCAUCACGGGCAAUGACUGGCGUCGACUGGCCUCCCACUUGGGGCUCUGCGGCAUGAAAAUCCGGUUCCUGUCCUGCCAGCGCAGCCCAGCCGCAGCCAUCCUGGAGCUGUUUGAGGAGCAGAACGGCAGCCUGCAGGAGCUGCACUACCUCAUGACCGUCAUGGAGCGGCUGGACUGCGCCUCGGCCAUCCAGAACUACCUGAGCGGGACGCACGGCGGCGGGGGCGCCCAGGAGAACCAGGGCUUGGAACUGGACGAGAAGCUCUGA
This is a messenger RNA of Puma concolor (puma), 1638 nucleotides long. It is a transcript of the gene UNC5CL, whose product is annotated as unc-5 family C-terminal like. Gene Ontology annotation, cellular component: membrane. Gene Ontology annotation, molecular function: netrin receptor activity; protein binding. The record is from RefSeq and is a predicted model, not a curated record. Gene Ontology annotation, biological process: positive regulation of JNK cascade; netrin-activated signaling pathway; positive regulation of canonical NF-kappaB signal transduction. NCBI's taxonomy places the organism in Eukaryota, Metazoa, Chordata, Mammalia, Carnivora, Felidae.